Meloidogyne enterolobii is the source of this 264-nucleotide messenger RNA. The record is from the annotation of a GenBank genome assembly. Lineage: Eukaryota; Metazoa; Nematoda; Chromadorea; Rhabditida; Meloidogynidae.
UUUGACAAAGAUAUGGAUGCUCCGCUAUAUAUUAUAUAUGUUGAUAACAUUCCGUACAAUACGCCAUAUGGAGAUAUUUAUAAAUUGUGUGCUACUUAUGGUGUUAUAGAAGACUUGCACAUUAAAUUUGACCGCAAUACAAUUCGUCCAGGGCGUUGCUUGUGUGAAUUUCAAGCUAUGCGGGAGGCAGAAAAUGCUAUUUCCGGCAUUAAUGGAGUUGAGAUGAAAGGACAUAAACUUUGUGCUGGCUGGGCUAAAUAUUAG